Molecule: messenger RNA, 3213 nt
Organism: Saccharomyces cerevisiae S288C
Lineage: Eukaryota; Fungi; Ascomycota; Saccharomycetes; Saccharomycetales; Saccharomycetaceae
Gene: RTT107
Product: Rtt107p
Exons: 1
Coding region: 1-3213 (1070 amino acids)
Biological process (GO): regulation of cell cycle phase transition; DNA damage response
Cellular component (GO): nucleus; protein-containing complex; site of DNA damage
Source: RefSeq, marked reviewed
AUGAGCACAUCACUUCUGUUUGAGCAGCUAAAUUUUUUAAUUUUAGUGGCAGCAGAGGCUGAGCUUCCCAUCGCUCACUCUACUAGAAAGCUUUUGAUGGAUAAUUCAUGCAAUAACUGUCAAAUAUACGAGCUUUAUAACGAAAAUUUGAAAGAUGUCAAGACGGAUAAAGAUUGGUUCAUGAACAAAUUCGGCCCGCAAACAGUACAUUUUGUCAUUAGUAAUACAAUCAACUUUCCUUUUUAUAAGAUAGUUUAUUUCGAUCUUUUGAUCCCGGUGGUAUCACACACUUGGGUCCAGGAUUCGGUCAAGACGAAGAGACAUUUGAGGACAAAUAUGUAUUCACCUAACCCAUUUCAUUUGCUCCGAGACUGUCAAGUAUAUAUUUCCAAAAGCUCGUUUAAUAAGUGUGAAUACAUAUUAUACUCUGAUUUGCUUCAUUUAUUAGGAGGCACUUUAGUCAAUUACAUCUCAAAUAGAACGACGCAUGUGAUUGUUCAAAGUCCCCAGGACCCGAUCAUAGCAACGGUCAGUAAAUUGACAUUUGGCUCUUUUUCCUCUUCAUCGACCAACAAGCACACCGAAAAGCCUUUGAGAGAGUGGAAAUUUGUCUAUCCAAUAUGGAUAUUAUAUCAUUUCAAAAUGGCGAAGCCCUUGAAGGGCGAGCUUGCUACUUUGUGUGAGCUUGAUAUGCAGGACACCAGUGAGGAACAGUUAUUCGCAAAAUGGGAAGAGGUUAUUGGCGAUAAGCAGACAUCAUCAUCGCAGCUUACUCUUCAUCCAAACAAAACUUUAUUCAAAAAUCACCACUUUGCUAUCUCACCAGAUUUAAACUUUUUCACACCUUUGUAUUGGUUUUUGAAAGGAUUUAUCGAGGAUUUGGACGGCAAAGUAACUCCGUUGAGUUUUUCUGACGAUCUGAAGUCUGUUUACCAAGCUUUUCCUGAUAUUGACUGUUAUAUCGGCCACUCUGCUAACUCACCGAUACUAGAAAAAACCAAAAGCAUUAAACCGGAAAUUCAUGUUGGGAACGUAAGUUGGUUGUUUUAUAUGUUUGCGCUGCAAAAAUUUACACCUGUAUCGCAAUGUAAACUUAUUCACCAACCAUUUCAUGCGAAAUUAUUUACUUCUAAGGAAUUAACAGUCGCGUACACUAAUUAUUUCGGCUCCCAAAGGUUUUAUAUUCAGAGGUUAGUAGAAAUAUUAGGAGGACUUAGCACACCUGAACUAACAAGAAAAAACACACACUUGAUCACGAAGAGUACAAUUGGCAAAAAAUUCAAAGUCGCAAAAAAAUGGUCACUGGACCCGCAAAAUGCCAUUAUUGUGACAAAUCAUAUGUGGUUAGAGCAAUGUUAUAUGAAUAAUUCCAAGUUAAACCCCAAAGACAGUAGAUUUCAAAAUUUUAAAUUGGAUGAUAACAUGGGAUGGAAUAUCGGCCAAAUAGGAAUGGAUCAUUCAUCUCUCCCAACUCCAAAAAACCUAUCGAUGGUGACUUACGACACGCAAUCCAUAUCAGAGAAGCCGCCUCCCACAAAUGAUCAAAUGGAUCAAAUUAACGAUAACACCAAUGUAUUAUCAAAGAAAGAUGGUACGCCCAUUAGUAGUUUUGAGAACUCAAUUGAUGAAAAGAUUGACAAAUUACAAAAAAUAUCAGGAGAGGUGGCUGUAACCCAUUCUGGAGAUUUAGAACGGAGUUUUGUUUCCAGACCUUCAAGGGCAAGUUUUCCAGUAGUUGACAGUAAAAAAUCUAAUUUACAAAAGAAAGACUCAAACUCAGAUAUUAGUAUGGAAACAGAGGUUUUCUGUGAAGGACAUGAAAAAAGAGAAGAAAAGGAGUUUACGAAACCUAUUACGGAGUAUGAUGCACCUAAGAAACAAGAAAUAAGGGAACAGUCACGCAAGAAGAAUGACAUAGAUUAUAAAAAAGAAGAGGAAGAAACGGAGCUGCAAGUUCAGCUAGGACAACGAACUAAACGAGAGAUCAAAACUUCGAAGAAAAAUGAAAAGGAGAAAGAAACCAAUGAAUGUCACAUUGAAGUAGAUCAAAUGACGAAUGAAAAGCAAGGGGAGGAAAGUACAGGAAAACUGAUUUCUACGGAAGACGUCACUUCUAAAAAAGAUACAGAUAAAUUCUCGCAUUUGUUUGAAGGAUUAUCUGAUAAUGAUGAUCACAUUAAUGACGAAAAACCGGCAGUUAAUUCCAAAUAUACCACACCCAAGACGUCUCAAAAUAUUACGAGUGGCGUUGAUACUCCAACCACCGCGCAAACGCAAGUUUUUAUGCCAUCAAGUGGCAAUUCAAGGUUAGCAAAGACACAAGCUGCGAAGAGAUUGCAUACAGAUAUUGAAUCAUUAAAUGAAUUUCAGAAAAACUUUAAAAGGAAGAGAAUUGAUAGCGAGGAGAUUUCAUUGUCCCAAGAUGUUGAAAGGUCAAAUAAUAACAAAGAACUGGCUACUAAAGCGGAAAAGAUAUUAGCUAGAUUUAAUGAACUACCAAAUUAUGACCUAAAAGCGGUUUGCACCGGUUGUUUCCAUGAUGGAUUUAAUGAGGUUGACAUCGAAAUAUUGAACCAACUAGGUAUAAAAAUUUUUGACAAUAUUAAAGAAACGGAUAAAUUGAAUUGUAUUUUUGCUCCAAAGAUUUUGAGAACCGAGAAAUUUUUAAAAAGCUUAAGUUUUGAACCGUUAAAAUUCGCAUUGAAACCUGAAUUUAUUAUUGAUUUACUGAAACAAAUUCAUUCUAAAAAAGAUAAACUUUCUCAAAUAAAUAUAAACUUGUUUGAUUAUGAGAUAAAUGGAAUUAAUGAGAGUAUAAUAUCAAAAACCAAACUACCUACUAAGGUGUUCGAAAGAGCGAAUAUUAGAUGCAUUAACUUAGUCAAUGAUAUACCGGGUGGUGUAGAUACAAUAGGCUCUGUUCUAAAGGCACAUGGUAUCGAAAAAAUCAACGUUUUACGUAGUAAGAAAUGCACAUUUGAAGACAUAAUCCCAAAUGACGUUUCUAAGCAGGAAAACGGAGGCAUUUUUAAAUACGUACUUAUCGUCACCAAAGCUUCACAGGUUAAAAAAUUUACCAAACUGAUUAAUGAUCGUGAUAAAAACGAAACAAUUUUGAUUGUUGAAUGGAAUUGGUGUGUUGAAUCAAUUUUUCAUCUCAAUGUUGAUUUUACAUCAAAGAAAAAUGUUUUGUAUCAAAAGAAAAAUAACUAA